AUGUCACCAAGUAAACAAGACCGGCACGCACGUCUGCCCGUGGAAAGUUCCUGGCGCAUGGUCGAGGGGAGCGAGAACGAUAGUUUCGAUACCUCUAUUGUACAAGAACCGUACGACGACGAUAUCAUCAUCUCGAGUGGGCCGUCGCAAGGCACCAUCUCCUCCCAAGACUUCAGUAUAGGGUCUCAGGACAGCAUUCGUGACUUUGCCACCAACGCAGACGAGGACCAGGUCAUCCUGAGAUCUCCAUUCCAGCCCUCCUUGGCGUCAACACGUCACGCGUCCGUGGACAAGGAGCUCACACCCGUGCCCGAGUUCUAUAUGCCCAAGGUAGAGAUUGAUAGUCCGCGUCGCAGCAACCGGUCAUCAAGGACAAUACGGCCCCACAUGGAGGAGCCGCAAGGGGUUCGCCGAAGAGGCUUCUAUCAACAAACGAGUGAUACAAGCCCCCAGAAGCGGCAGUACACAGGAUACGAGAGGUUGAGGAGAUACGAUUCCAAUGACUCAGCUCAGGGACGUCCUCCUUCUUCGUGGGAGAGGUUCUCUACAGCCGUGCCCGACGCCUUGUUCGAGACGGCCGCCUGGAGUUUCUCGGUUCUAGGCAUGGCUCUACGCUAUGCAAAAUGGCCGCUGGCCUUGGUCUUGGCGGUCUACAUGACUAUUGGGGCAGGUAUGAUCGCAAAGAACAUGAUCACGGACUCCAUCUCAACAUCGCUUUCGCCAUUAUGUCGGAUUCCAGGAGCAUCGUUGCUCGACCUACCAUUCUGCCCGGACUUGCCGCCAGUCCCCGGAAAGAAUGGGAGUCGCCCAGUCGAGUUUGACGAGCUCAUGAACGUCCAGUCCGAUUUCGAGAAAGUGCUCGAGAGCUCUGCCUCGGGGGUGUCGUUGCCAAUGGAGAUGAAGCGGUCCGAGGCAGCCGUGCGCGAUCUGCGCACCGUCAUCAAGUUCGCGAAGGACCUGCCAGCACGGGAGGAGCUCUUGUACGAAUUCGACGGCUACAUAAACUCUAUGAGGGACAUCUCCAACGACCUCCUCACAUUCAACACACACGUGGGCAGCGCCGUGGACUCGGUGAUCUCGAUCAACCGUUGGACAUCGCGCUACAUCGACUCCAUAUCGAUGGCGCAAGCAGCUCACGACAAUGUCCUAUCACGAUGGACCGACUGGAUCUUCUCGCCCUUCCAGCCGGCCGUGUUUGACGAGCGCAUGCUUCUUGACAAAUACGUGGAGCACACGGCUCUCGUGUCGGACAAGAUUGCGAACCUGAUCGUUGAGGCCCAAGGCGUCCUGCGACUCCUCACCCAGGCGGAGAAUCACCUGCAGCUGAUCAAUGAGCACGUUGUUCGCAGCGGCAAUGAUGUCAAGGAUAAACAGAGCGAGGUGUUCUGGACGUUGUGGACGCUGGUUGGCGCUAAUACUCGCCGGCUGCACAACCUCAGAGCCCAGUUGAGUCUCCUGCGCCAGGUCGAGUCACAGCGGACCUCAGCCGUGCAGCAGCUUGUUGGGCUCGUACAUGAUCUCGGCGAUAUUCAGGGCAAGCUGAGCGACCUUCGAGAUCGAGUUGCCGCGCCGGAGCUGUUGGCCGACCAAGCAAGCAUUCCACUAAGUGUGCACAUCGAGACGAUCAACGCAGGAGUUGAGCGGUUGGAGACAGCGAGGAGUAGAAUCAGAGCGGAGGAGAACGACAGGAUUCAACAGGCGCUGGCUAGAGCAAGGGACGAUGAUCGGUUGAUCGACGGAUAA
Neoarthrinium moseri is the source of this 1743-nucleotide messenger RNA. RefSeq lists its product as uncharacterized. Lineage: Eukaryota; Fungi; Ascomycota; Sordariomycetes; Amphisphaeriales; Apiosporaceae. The transcript has a single exon. Bases 1 to 1743 code for a protein of 580 amino acids. The record is from RefSeq and is a predicted model, not a curated record.